Coregonus sp. 'balchen' is the source of this 6007-nucleotide messenger RNA. NCBI's taxonomy places the organism in Eukaryota, Metazoa, Chordata, Actinopteri, Salmoniformes, Salmonidae. The record is from the annotation of a GenBank genome assembly.
AUGUCUCUUGUGGAGGAGCGAGAGAAGGCCACCCUCAAGCAGUGUGUGCAGGCCCGCUCUCAGCUGGAGGAGGCCAUCGGUGGGGUGAUGAGGGCUGAGGCCCAGCUCAAGGACAACUCCAGAGAGGUGAGUAAACCACCAGGGGACUCUCUUACAGCCCGUGGUCCCACCCAGGGUUGACCCCGUUCUAGUGGAUCAGAAGGAACCCCCACUGAGUCAGUCUAUGCUCCGGUUACAGUGAGGGGAAAAAAGUAUUUGAUCCCCUGCUGAUUUUGUACGUUUGCCCACUGACAAAGACAUGAUCAGUCUAUAAUUUUAAUGGUAGGUUUAUUUGAACAGUGAGAGACAGAAUAACAACAACAAGAUCCAGAAAAACGCAUGUCAAAAAUGUUAUAAAUUGAUUUGCAUUUUAAUGAGGGAAAUAAGUAUUUGACCCCCUCUCAAUCAGAAAGAUUUCUGGCUCCCAGGUGUCUUUUAUACAGGUAACGCGCUGAGAUUAGGAGCACACUCUUAAAGGGAGUGCUCCUAAUCUCAGGUUGUUACCUGUAUAAAAUACACCUGUCCACAGAAGCAAUCAAUCAAUCAAUCAGAUUCCAAACUCUCCACCAUGGCCAAGACCAAAGAGCUCUCCAAGGAUGUCAGGGACAAGAUUGUAGACCUACACAAGGCUAGAAUGGGCUACAAGACCAAGCAUCUUGGUGAGAAGGUGACAACAUUUGGUGCGAUUAUUCGCAAAUGGAAGAAACACAAAAUAACUGUCAAUCUCCCUGGGGCUCCAUGCAAGAUCUCACCUCGUGGAGUUGCAAUGAUCAUGAGAACGGUGAGGAAUCAGCCCAGAACUACACGGGAGGAUCUUGUCAAUGAUCUCAAGGCAGCUGGGACCAUAGUCACCAAGAAAACAAUUGGUAACACACAACGCUGUGAAGGACUGAAAUCCUGCAGCGCCCGCAAGGUCCCCCUGCUCAAGAAAGCACAUAUACAGGGCCCUCUGAAUCAUUCAGAUGUUCAUUGGCAAACUUCAGAGGAGAACUGGGUGAAAGUGUUGUGGUCAGAUGAGACCAAAAUCGAGCUCUUUGGCAUCAACUCAACUCGCCGUGUUUGGAGUAGGAGGAAUGCUGCCUAUGGCCCCAAGAACACCAUCCCCACUGUCAAACAUGGAGGUGGAAACAUUAUGCUUUGGGGGUGUUUUUCUGCUAAGAGGACAGGACAACUCCACCGCAUCAAAGGGACGAUGGACGGGGCCAUGUACCGUCAAAUCUUGGGUGAGAACCUCCUUCCCUCAGCCAGGGCAUUGAAAAUGGGUCGUGGAUGGGUAUUCCAGCAUGACAAUGACCCAAAACAUUGUCAUGCUGGAAUUAAUGUGCUCAAGAAGAAGCACAUUAAUGUCCUGGAGUGGCCUUGCCAGUCUCCAGACCUUAAUCCCAUAGAAAAUCUGUGGAGGGAGCUGAAGGUUCGAGUUGUCAAACGUCAGCCUCGAAACCUUAAUGACUUGGAGAAGAUCUGCAAAGAGCAGUGGAACAAAAUCCCUCCUGAGAUGUGUGCAAACCUGGUGGCCAACUACAAGAAACGUCUGACCUCUGUGAUUGCCAACAAGGGUUUUGCCACCAAGUACUAAGUCAUGUUUUGCAGAGGGGUCAAAUACUUAUUUCCCUCAUUAAAAUGCAAAUAAAUGUAUAACAUUUUUGACAUGCGUUUUUCUGGAUUUUGUUGUUGUUAUUCUGUCUCUCACUGUUCAAAUAAACCUACCAUUAAAAUUAUAGACUGAUCAUGUCUUUGUCAGUGGGCAAACGUACAAAAUCAGCAGGGGAUCAAAUACUUUUUUCCCUCACUGUAUGUCAGGAACACACAGCCGGGCUCAUAAAAUGGGCUCUAUGCUGUAAACACAGUGGUUUUCAGGGAUUUAGGACAAGCACCAUGGUUAGUCACCCCAGGCCUCAGGAAGGCAGAUGGGUAGAGGGUGUGUAUGUUUUGAUGUGCUGGGAAGCCUAGCACACCUGGCAGGGUAGUCAUUAGUUCCCCACAAACUGAUCCAUGGCAUUAUUGUAUGUCAUAACUGUGGCAGAUAUGCUAAGCCCUGUUAGAGCUGUGGGGCUUUGAGCUGUGAUGUUAAAAUGGGUCUUUGAGCUGUGAUGUUAAAAUGGGUCUUUGAGCUGUGAUAAAACAGGUCUUUGUCCUCCUGUCGUGACCACAGUUAAUGAUUUAGUAUAUGGCUCGUGAUGAGGACGACCGGAGAGACCAAUAAUUGAAACAUGACCACCGGAUAGAGUUUCCCAGACCCGCCUUUAUAAGGUAGUAGCAGGGCGAGGCAGGUCAUUGCAGUCUGAGAGGACACAGACAGCAGCGGAUCCACUACUGCAGCAGCAGUUGCUCGCUUCUCACUGCAUCUUAGAGAAUCAUCCAGCCUUUUUCUGACUACCCAGCAGAGGAAUAGGUAAACGCAAAUGUGUUUUCCCUUAUUCUUUGACAUGGAUAUAGUAGUUUACUGUGUAGGAGACUAGGAGCUGAUGGGUGUAUAGGUCAGUGUGCCGUCUUCUCUGUGUGUCUGACCUUGCAUAGCUUCAGCAGCAGGAGAUUAAAGAAGCUACUCAGCCCUUGAGUGCUCCGUAUCAGUGACAUCUCAGGGCCGUGACUUGACAGCAGUGUAUGUACGGAUUCUAGUAUGCAGAUAAUUUUUUUUGCUGACUAAUUUGCUACUUUCUCUUCUUGUUUACAGGUGAAGUCCCAGCUUCACACCUGUAUCAGCAGACACCUGGAGUUUCUGCGUUCCCGUGAGGUGUGGCUGCUGGAGCAGAUUGACCUUGUGGAGCAGCUGAAGGGAGAGGCUCUGCAGGCACAGCUACAUCAGCUUCACCGGGUGAGUAGUACCCCAUGUCUGCAGCACAACACGACGAUAUCUGCACUGCAGUGUCUGCUCAGAAACCUCUGAAAAUCAAGUUCCAUUUUGUCUCUUACUUCAGUGACCUUCUCCUCAUGUUACCAGUGUCAGGUCUGACCUUCUCCUUUUCUCUCCCUCUCUCUUCUGCCCACAGCUCCGAGGCCAGUUUGACAUUCUCAUUCAUCAGCUAGAGAACUCCAACAGCAACAAUCUGGCCAACCAGCUCACUAGCUGCAUGGAAAAGUAAGAGAUCGCACAAUGGCCUCUGUCUUGAAUUGAAUGUAAUUUGGGAGUCAGUAUUCGCAAUUAUUGUUUACGGUUGAUGGUGUUUAAGUCAUGGCACUUGAGCAAUCAUUUCAGUAUUUGCUUCCAUUAUACCUCUAUAAUUAACUUGGGCAUAAUCACGUUAGAACCUGAAGUUUGGCUUGUGUAAGUAGCUAGCUGUAGUUAACUGUGUGUGGGGGGGGGGGGAUUUUAGAUGGUGUGCUGAAAUGUCUUCUUCUCUGUGUGUUCAGGUUAUCUUCCCUGAACCUGACUCCCGAGGAAACCCCUGAGAUGAGCUUCCAGGCUGACACUCGCUCCUUGCGUCAGGCCAUCACCUCCUUUGGCACCAUUGCCACCCAGGUACGUGAUCCUCUGGGAGCUAUAAGCAGAAUUACACACACAGCUUACUAACAAAGUUCACUUCAGUCCAGACUGGAUUUAGCCCGAUGUUGAUUGGAGAAGUUUGAACUUUGUCUGUGUGUUUACCGGUUGAGCCUCUUCUGUCACCCUGCCCACAUAAGGCUCCCUGUCGGCUCUAAUGGAGGUUUACAACUAACUCCUCUGAACACUGAGGCAUAAAACUGUACUCAUUGCCAGUUUGUGUGUGAAAGUGUAAAUGUUAAAGGUUUACUAAAGGUAUAUUUCAUAAGGUUUAGACAUGUACAUUUUCAUAUCUAUAAAAAUUGUAGUCAAGGAAAGAGUGUUAGAAAAUAUUUCUGGUGUAAAUCUUGGGAAUUGCAGUUUGAGAUAACUUGGUGAAGGUAUUGGUUAUGCUGACUGCCUUGUGUGGCCUAGUUCCUCAAUCUAUGUUGUUACUGCUUACAUAAAACCCUGACAUCUCCCACGUCCUCGUGGAUAAAAUGUUCAUAACUUCCCUUUCCCCUCCCCAGCACAUGGAAGUAGGACCCGUGCUGAAUAUCAUCCCUCAAAGCUCUAAUACUAGCGAGCAACCUUGGCUUCAGCAGAGCUGUCCAAUCGCAGCUAAGAAACAGGUUUGUACCAUGAUGCCACAGGCCCUUUCCAUGUAAAGUUGUGAUUCCUUUGGUUAUACAUGCAUGGAGUCCUCACUCACAAGGAAAUACAGUGUACUGACAUGCACACUUGUUUUUGUUUUUUUAUAUGUAGAGGGUGGAGUCUGCACCUCUUGCCGACUGGCUCCUAGGAAACCGUCCAGUGACUACUGCCCCAGUUGGAUACCAAUCAAGCAAGAACCCACAGGAUUGGUUGAUCACCGGCAGGGAUAUUCAGGUGAGACCAGAUGGCGCGAAAUUAAUUUCCUUGUUGCUUAAAAUGUAUCUAGACUCUGCUCCUAGAAAAACAAAUAUUUAAUUACAUUUACCAUAUCUAUUUUCAAACGAAAAACAUUUGAGUUGCAGGUUCAUGUUAUACCCAGACUAUCACAAAGUCAAAAAGAUCAUGUUUUUAUCUCUUUCCUCUGUCAUCCAGUCAUCCUGCCCUGUGGCCCCCUUUGACUUCCACAAGGCCUGGGGCCAGCUGAAGGACCUGGAGGUGUGGCUGCUGAAGGAGAAGACUCCCAUCAGAGAGAGAACCAACAGUAUCUGUAGCAUCAGCAGCAGCUCAACCUUCUCCAUCGAGAAGAUUGAUGAGUCUGAGUUAGACAUGGCUCUGGAGGAGGAGGAGGAGGAAGAAGAAGAAGAAGAAGAGGAGGAGAGGGCAAAGAUUGAAGAACUGAGUGACUGGCUCAUCACCCCAGCUACUGUUGCCAAGGAGACCACCAGCGAGGACUGCCAGGCCUCUGAUGCUGACAGGUGGAAGCAGGUCUUCAAGCCUUUCCAGGAAGGUUUCUACACUAGCGAUUGGCUGCCAAAAUCAGACUGCGGCUCGUGCUGUGCCAAGUCUGUGGAGAUUGAGAACCUGGGCAAACUCUUGUGCCUGAAAAGCACCCCCACCUCUGCUGCCACCACACCCCAGACCCCCAGCCCUGUGGAGAUCUGGCUGCAGCAGGCCAUUCCAGUCCAGCAGUCGUGCAAAGCCAACGAGUCCUGCUCCAGCUACUCCCAGUGUGUGUGUGACGAGAACUGCGGCAAAGAGGCCCUCUCCACCUGGCUCCUCAAGAAGGAGGGUCGGGACAAGAACGGAGUCUCAGUGGACAAAAACAAGCAGUCCACCAUCUACCACCAAGAGCAAGAACAGAAGGUUCAGGCCAUCCUGGAGUCCUGGCUCCACCCUAGCAAGCCUGGCAAGACCAUAGGCUCCACGUCCCAAGCCUUAUCAUCCCUCUCAGCCUGGGUAUCUCAACCAGCCUCCCAGGGGAAGGAGAAGGCCAGCAGGGUGGAACACAGCUCCCAGUUCAAAGGCCCCAAGUCGGAGAGCCCUUUCAGCAAACCACUGCAGCCAGAGUGCUGGGUCUUACCUGAGAAGACCCACAGUAGCACCGCUGCCACACCGAGACAGGAGAGCACAAAGGAGCAACCCAACACAGAACCAGAGGAGGACAAGUGGCUUCUACGCAAGAGGGCCAAUGCUCAGGUAAGGCUAUGGAUAAUGAUCUGAUUGGAAAAACUCACAGUAGUCUUCGCAUUCUUUAGUUUUGAAAUCUUUCAACCACUGGUUAACCAGUGAAUCUAUUUUAGCCUCGAGCAAAAGCUGGGUCAUUCAUACUGACAAUACUGUGUUCCUUGGUCUGAUUUUCAGGAGCGACUUGCCCUUCCCACAGUAUGUGAUCUAUUUUCCUGUAUGAAAAUGGGUGGAGAGAAAGAGAAGUGGCUACACCGGGCACCUAUACAGGUAAGAAUCUCAAUAGCCACUCAUAUUUAUCUGAAAACCAACAUGGAAUUUUGUGACCCAUUUUGUUCAUUAUUUGUUCCUGAAUUCUUUAUUUCCUUUCCCCCUCUUUUCCAGAUGUAA